Messenger RNA from Closterium sp. NIES-65, 14931 nucleotides. Lineage: Eukaryota; Viridiplantae; Streptophyta; Zygnematophyceae; Desmidiales; Closteriaceae. The record is from the annotation of a GenBank genome assembly.
AUGUGGACGUGGUCGUGGACGUGGACGUGGUCGUGGGCCGUGGACGUGGUCGUGGACGUGGACGUGGUCGUGGACGUGGACGUGGUCGUGGACGUGGAUGUGGACGUGGACCUGGACGUGGACGUGGACGUGGACGUGGACGUGGACGUGGACGUGGACGUGGACGUGGACUUGGACGACGUGGACGUGGACGUGGACGACGUGGACGUGGACGUGGACGUGGACGUGGACGUGGACGACGUGGACGUGGACGUGGACGUGGACGUGGACAUGGACGUGGACGUGGAUGUGGAGGUGGACGUGGAGGUGGACGUGGACGUGGACUGGGACGUGGAGGUGGACGUGGACGUGGACGACUUGGACGUGGACAUGGACGUGGACUGGGACGUGGACGUGGACAUGGACUUGGACGUGGACGUGGACAUGGACGUGGACGUGGACAUGGACAUAGACGUGGACGUGGACAUGGAGGCCUUGGACGUGGACAUGGACGUGGACGUGGACGUGGACAUGAACGUGGACGUGGACAUGGACGUGGACAUGGACGUGGAUGUGGACGUGGACGUGGACCUGGACGUGGAUGUGGACGUGGACGUGGGAACGUGGACGUGGACAUGGACGUGGAUGUGGACGUGGACAUGGACGUGGACAUGGACGUGGACGUGGGACGUGGACGUAGACAUGGACGUGGACGUGGACAUGGACGUGGACGUGGACGUGGACAUGGACGUGGACGUGGACGUGGACGUGGACGUGGACGUGGAGGUGGACAUGGACGUGGACGUGGACAUGGACGUGGACGUGGACGUGUACGUGGACGUGGACGUGGAGGACGUGGACGUGGACGCGGAGGACGUGGACGUGGACGUGGACAUGGACGUGGACGUGGACGUGGACGUGGACAUGGACGUGGACGUGGACGUGGACGUGGACGUGGACGAGGACAUGGACGUGGACGUGGACGUGGACGUGGACGUGGACGUGGACGUGGACAUGGUCGUGGACGUGGACGUGGACGUGGACAUGGACGUGGAGGUGGACGUGGUCGUGGACGUGGACGUGGACGUGGACGUGGACGUGGACGUGGACGUGGUCGUGGACGUGGACGUGGACCUGGACGUGGAUGUGGACGUGGACGUGGACGUGGACGUGGACGUGGACGUGGACCUGGACGUGGUCGUGGACGUGGACGUGGACGUGGACGUGGACGUGGACCUGGACGUGGUCGUGGACGUGGACGUGGACGUGGACGUGGACGUGGACCUGGACGUGGACGUGGACGUGGACGUGGACGUGGACGUGGACGUGGACGUGGACGUGGAUAUGGACGUGGACGUGGACGUGGACAUGGACAUGGACUUGGACGUGAAUAUGGACGUGGUCGUGGAUGUGGACGUGGACGUGGACGCGGAGGACGUGGACGUGGACACGGAGGACGUGGACGUGGACGCGGUGGACGUGGAUGUGGACGUGGACCUGGUCGUGGACGUGGACGUGGAAAUGGACGUGGACGUGGACGUGGACGUGGACGUGGACAUGGACGUGGACGUGGACGUGGACAUGGUCGUGGACGUGGAACGUGGACACGUGGACGUGGACGUGGACGUGAACAUGGACGUGGACGUGGACGUGGACGUGGACGUGGUCGUGGACGUGGUCGUGGACGUGGACGUGGACGUGGACGUGGAGGACUUGGACAUGGACAUGGACGUGGACAUGGACGUGGACGUAGACAUGGACGUGGACGUGGACGUGGACAUGGACGUGGACGUGGACGUGGACGUGGACGUGGACGUGGACGUGGACAUGGACGUGGACGUGGACGUGGACGUGGACAUGGACGUGGACGUGGUCGUGGACGUGGACGUUGACAUGGACAUGGACGUGGACGUGGACGUGGACGUGGACGUGGACGUGGACAUGGACGUGGACACUGUGGACGUGGACGGAGACGUGGACGUGGUCGUCCACGACGUGGACGUUGACGUGGACGUGGACGUGGACGCGGACGUGGAUGCGGACGUGGACGCGGACGUGGACACCGCGGACGUGGACGCGGACGUGGACGCGGACGUGGACGCGGACGUGGACGCGGACGUGGACGCGGACGUGGACGCGGACGUGGACGCGGACGUGGACGCGGACGUGGACGCGGACGUGGACGCGGACGUGGACGCGGACGUGGACGCGGACGUGGACGCGGACGUGGACGCGGACGUGGACGCGGACGUGGACGUGGACGUGGACGUGGUGGACGUCGACGUGGACGUCGACGUGGUCGUGGACGUGGUCGUGGACGUGGACUGGACUGGACGUGGAGUGAACAUGGACCGUGGGUUGGACAUGGACGUGGAUGUGGACGUGGACAUGGACGUGGACGUGGACGUGGACGUAGACAUGGACGUGGACGUGGACAUGGACGUGGACGUGGACGUGGACAUGGACGUGGACGUGGACGUGGACGUGGACGUCGACGUGGAGGUGGACAUGGACGUGGACGUGGACAUGGACGUGGACGUGGACGUGGACGUGGACGUGGACGUGGAGGUGGACAUGGACGUGGACAUGGUCGUGGACGUGGACGUGGACAUGGACGUGGACAUGGACGUGGACGUGGACGUGGACGUGGACGUGGACGUGGACGUGGACGUGGACGUGGACGUGGACCUGGUCGUGGACGUGGACCUGGUCAUGGACGUGGACGUGGACGUGGACGUGGACGUGGACGUGGACGUGGACGUGGACGUGGUCGUAGACGUGGACAUGGACGUGGACAUGGACGUGGACGUGGACGUGGACGUGGACGUGGUCGUGGACAUGGACCUGGACGUGGACGUGGACGUGGACGUGGAGUGUGGACGUGGUCGUGGACGUGGACGUGGACGUGGACGUGGACGUGGACGUGGACGUGGACGUGGUCGUGGACGUGGACGUGGACCUGGACGUGGACGUGGACGUGGACGUGGACGUGGACGUGGACGUGGACCUGGACGGGUCGUGGACGUGGACGUGGACGUGGACGUGGACGUGGACGUGGACCUGGACGUGGUCGUGGACGUGGACCUGGACGUGGACAUGGACGUGGACAUGGACGUGGACAUGGACGUGGACAUGGACGUGGACGUGGACGUGGACGUGGACGUGGACGUGGACGUGGACGUGGACGUGGACGUGGACGUGGACGUGGACGUGGACGUGGACGUGGACGUGGACGUGGACGUGGACGUGGACCUGGUCGUGGACGUGGACCUGGUCGUGGACGUGGACGUGGACGUGGACGUGGACGUGGAAGUGGACGUGGACGUGGACGUGGUCGUGGACGUGGACGUGGACGUGGACGUGGACGUGGACGUGGACGUGGGCAUGGACGUGGACGUGGACGUGGACGUGGUCAUGGACGUGGAGGACUUGGACGUGGACGUGGACGUGGACGUGGUCGUGGACGUGGACGUGGACGUGACGUGGACGUGGACGUCCACUGACGUGGACGUAGACGUGGACGUGGACGGAGACGUGGACGUGGUCGUCCACGACGUGGACGUGGACGUGGACGUGGACGUGGACGCGGACGUGGACGUGGACGUGGACGCGGACGUGGACGCGGACGUGGACGCGGACGUGGACGCGGACGUGGACGCGGACGUGGACGCGGACGUGGACGCGGACGUGGACGUGGACGUGGACGCGGACGUGGACGCGGACGUGGACGCGGACGUGGACGCGGACGUGGACGCGGACGUGGACGCGGACGUGGACGCGGACGUGGACGCGGACGUGGACGUCGACGUGGUCGUGGACGUGGUCGUGGACGUGGACCUGGACGUGGACUGUGGACGACUUGACGUGGACAUGGACGUGGACGUGGACGUGGACGUGGACGUGGACGUGGACGUGGACGUGGACAUGGACGUGGACGUGGACAUGGACAUGGACGUGGACGUGGACGUGGAGGCCUUGGACGUGGACAUGGACGUGGACGUGGACGUGGACGUGGACGUGGACGUGGACGUGGACGUGGACAUGGACGUGGAUGUGACGUGGACGUGGACAUGGACGUGGACUGGACAUGGACGUGGACAUGGACGGGACGUGGACGUGGACAUGGACGUGGACGUGGACGUGGACGUGGACGUGGACGUGGACGUGGACGUGGACGUGGACGUGGACGUGGACGUGGACGUGUCCGUGGACGUGGACGUGGACGUGGACGUGGACGUGGACGUGGACGUGGACGUGGACGUGGACGUGGACGUGGACGUGGACGUGGACGUGGACAUGGACGUGGACGUGGACGUGGACGUGGACGUGGACGUGGACGUGGUCGUGGACAUGGACCUGGACGUGCGUGGACGUGGCUGGACGUGGACAUGGACGUGGACGUGGACGUGGACGUGGACGUGGACGUGGACGUGGACGUGGGUGGACUUGGACGUGGACGUGGACGUGGACGUGGACGUGGACGUGGACGUGGACGUGGACGUGGACGUGGACGUGGACGUGGACGUGGACGUGGACGUGGACGUGGACGUGGACGUGGACGUGGACGUGGACGUGGACGUGGACGUGGACGUGGACGUGGACGUGGACGUGGACGUGGACGUGGACGUGGACGUGGACGUGGACGUGACUGGACGUGGACGUGGACGUGGACAUGGACUGUGGACGUGGACGUGGACGUGGACGUGGACUGGACGUGGACGUGACGUGGACGUGGACGUGGACGUGGACGUGGACGUGGUCGUGGACGUGGACGUGGACGUGGACGUGGACGUGGACGUGGACGUGGACGUGGACGUGGACGUGGACGUGGACGUGGACGUGGACGUGGACGUGGACGUGGACGUGGACGUGGACGUGGACAUGGACGUGGACGUGGACGUGGACGUGGUCAUGGACGUGGAGGACUUGGACGUGGACGUGGACGUGGACGUGGACGUGGACGUGGACGUGGACGUGGUCGUGGACGUGGACGUGGACGUGGUCGUGGACGUGGACGUGGACGUGGACGUGGACGUGGACGUGGACGUGGACAUGGACGUGGACGUGGACGUGGACGUGGACGUGGACGUGGACGUGGACGUGGAUAUGGACGUGGACGUGGACGUGGACAUGGACAUGGACGUGGACGUGGAUAUGGACGUGGUCGUGGAUACGUGGACGUGGACAUGGACGUUGGACGUGGACGUGGACGUGGACGUGGUCGUGGACGUGGACCUGGACGUGGACAUGGACGUGGACGUGGACGUGGUCGUGGACGUGGACCUGGACGUGGACGUGGACGUGACGUGGACCUGGACGUGGACGUGGGUCGUGGACGUGGACCUGGACGUGGACGUGGACGUGGACGUGGACCUGGACGUGGUCCACUUGGACGUGGACAUGGACGUGGACAUGGACGUGGACGUAGACAUGGACGUGGACGUGGACGUGGACAUGGACGUGGACGUGGACGUGGACGUGGACGUGGACGUGGACGUGGACAUGGACGUGGACGUGGACGUGGACGUGGACAUGGACGUGGACGUGGUCGUGGACGUGGACGUUGACAUGGACAUGGACGUGGACGUGGACGUGGACGUGGACGUGGACGUGGACAUGGACGUGGACGUGGACGUGGACGUGGUCGACGUGGACGUGGUCGUCCACGACGUGGACUUGGACGUGGACAUGGACGUGGACGUGGACCUGGACGUGGUCGUGGACGUGGACGUGGACAUGGUCGUGGACGUGGACGUGGACGUGGACGUGGACGUGGACGUGGACGUGGACGUGGACGUGGACGUGGACGCGGACGUGGACGUGGACGUGGACGUGGACGUGGACGUGGACGUGGACGUGGACGCGGACGUGAACGUGGACGCGGACGGACGUGGACACGUGGACGUGGACGUGGACGUGGACGUGGACGUGGACGUGGACGUAGACGUGGACGUGGACGUGGACGUGGACGUGGACGUGGACGUGGACGUGGACGUGGACGUGGACGUGGACGUGGACGUGGACAUGGACGUGGACGUGGACGUGGACGUGGAGGUGGACGUGGACGUGGACGUGGAGGUGGACAUGGAGGUGGACAUGGACGUGGACGUGGACGUGGACGUGGACGUGGACGUGGACGUGGACGUGGACGUGGACGUGGACAUGGACGUGGACGUGGUCGUGGACGUGGACGUGGACAUGGACGUGGACAUGGACGUGGACAUGACUGGACUGGACGUGGACAUGGACUUGGACGUGGACGUGGACAUGGACGUGGACGUGGACAUGGACAUAGACGUGGACGUGGACAUGGAGGCCUUGGACGUGGACAUGGACGUGGACGUGGACGUGGACAUGAACGUGGACGUGGACAUGGACGUGGACAUGGACGUGGAUGUGGACGUGGACGUGGACAUGGACGUGGAUGUGGACGUGGACGUGGACGUGGACGUGGACAUGGACGUGGAUGUGGACGUGGACAUGGACGUGGACGUGGACGUGGACGUAGACAUGGACGUGGACGUGGAUAUGGACGUGGACGUGGACGUGGACAUGGACGUGGACGUGGACGUGGACGUGGACGUGGACGUGGACAUGGACGUGGACGUGACAUGGACGUGGACGUGGACGUGGACGUGGACGUGGACGUGGACGUGGACGUGGACGUGGACAUGGUCGUGGACGUUUGACGUGGACAUGGACGUGGACAUGGACGUGGACGUGGACGUGGACGUGGACGUGGACGUGGACGUGGACGUGGACGUGGACGUGGACGUGGACCUGGUCGUGGACGUGGACCUGACAUGGACGUGGACGUGGACCGUGGACGUGGACAUGGACGUGGACGUGGACGUGGACAUGGACGUGGACGUGGACGUGGACGUGGACGUGGACGUGGACGUGGACGUGGACGUGGACGUGGACGUGGACGUGGAGGUGGACAUGGACAUGGACGUGGACGUGGACGUGGACGUGGACGUGGACGUGGAGGUGGACAUGGACGUGGAGGUGGACAUGGACGUGGACAUGGUCGUGGACGUGGACAUGGACGUGGACAUGGACGUGGACGUGGACGUGGACAUGGACGUGGACGUGGACGUGGACGUGGACGUGGACGUGGGACGUGGACUGGACGCGGACGUGGACGCGGACGUGGACGCGGACGUGGACGCGGACGUGGACGCGGACGUGGACGCGGACGUGGACGCGGACGUGGACGCGGACGUGGACGCGGACGUGGACGCGGACGUGGACGCGGACGUGGACGCGGACGUGGACGCGGACGUGGACGCGGACGUGGACGCGGACGUGGACGCGGACGUGGACGCGGACGUGGACGCGGACGUGGACGUGGACGUCGACGUGGACGUGGACGCGGACGUGGACGCGGACCUGGACGCGGACGUGGACGCGGACGCGGGACGCGGACGACGUAUGGACGUGGACGUGGACGUGGACGUGGACGUGGUCGUGGACGUGGACGUGGACGUGGACGUGGACGUGGACGUGGACGUGGUCGUGGACGUGGUCGUGGACGUGGACGUGGACGUGGACGUGGACGUGGACGUGGUCGUGGACGUGGACGUGGACGUGGACGUGGACGUGGACGUGGACGUGGACGUGGACGUUGACCUGGACGUGGACGUGGACGUGGACGUGGAUGGACGUGGACGUGGACGUGGACUUGGACGUGGACUUGGACGUGGACUUGGACGUGGACUUGGACGUGGACGUGGACGUGGACGUGGACGUGGACGUGGACGUGGACGUGGACCUGGUCGUGGACUGGUCGUGGACCUGGUCGUGGACGUGGACGUGGACGUGGACGUGGACGUGGACGUGGACGUGGACGUGGUCGUGGACGUGGACGUGGACGUGGACGUGGACGUGGACGUGGACGUGGACGUGGACGUGGACGUGGACGUGGACGUGGACGUGGACGUGGUCGUGGACGUGGACGUGGACGUGGACAUGGUCGUGGACGUGGACCUGGACGUGGACGUGGACGUGGACGUGGACGUGGACGUGGACAUGGACGUGGACGUGGACGUGGACGUGGGUGUGGACGUGGACAUGGACAUGGACGUGGACGUGGACGUGGACGUGGGUGUGGACGUGGACAUGGACGUCGUGGACGUGGACGUGGAUGUGGACGUGGACGUGGACAUGGACGUGGACGUGGCCAUGGACGUGGACGUGGACGUGGACGUGGACGUGGACGUGGACAUGGACGUGGACGUGGACGUGGACGUGGACUUGGACGUGGACGUGGUCGUGGACGAGGACGUGGACGUGGACGUGGACGUGGACGUGGACGUGGACGUGGACAUGGACGUGGACGUGGACGUGACGUGGACGUGGACGUGGACGUGGACGUGGACGUGGACGUUGACCUGGACGUGGACGUGGACGUGGACGUGGAUGGACGUGGACGUGGACGUGGACUUGGACGUGGACUUGGACGUGGACUUGGACGUGGACUUGGACGUGGACGUGGACGUGGACGUGGACGUGGACGUGGACGUGGACCUGGUCGUGGACCUGGUCGUGGACCUGGUCGUGGACGUGGACGUGGACGUGGACGUGGACGUGGACGUGGACGUGGACGUGGUCGUGGACGUGGACGUGGACGUGGACGUGGACGUGGACGUGGACGUGGACGUGGACGUGGACGUGGACGUGGACGUGGUCGUGGACGUGGACGUGGACGUGGACAUGGUCGUGGACGUGGACCUGGACGUGGACGUGGACGUGGACGUGGACGUGGACGUGGACAUGGACGUGGACGUGGACGUGGACGUGGGUGUGGACGUGGACAUGGACAUGGACGUGGACGUGGACGUGGACGUGGGUGUGGACGUGGACAUGGACGUCGUGGACGUGGACGUGGAUGUGGACGUGGACAUGGACGUGGACGUGGCCAUGGACGUGGACGUGGACGUGGACGUGGACGUGGACGUGGACAUGGACGUGGACGUGGACGUGGACGUGGACUUGGACGUGGACGUGGUCGUGGACGAGGACGUGGACGUGGACGUGGACGUGGACGUGGACAUGGACGUGGACGUGGACGUGGACGUGGAGGACGUAUGGACGUGGACGUGGACGUGGACGUGGACGUGGUCGUGGACGUGGACGUGGACGUGGACGUGGACGUGGACGUGGACGUGGUCGUGGACGUGGUCGUGGACGUGGACGUGGACGUGGACGUGGACGUGGACGUGGUCGUGGACGUGGACGUGGACGUGGACGUGGACGUGGACGUGGACGUGGACGUGGACGUUGACCUGGACGUGGACGUGGACGUGGACGUGGGGGAUGGACGUGGACGUGGACGUGGACUUGGACGUGGACUUGGACGUGGACUUGGACGUGGACUUGGACGUGGACGUGGACGUGGACGUGGACGUGGACGUGGACGUGGACGUGGACCUGGUCGUGGACCUGGUCGUGGACCUGGUCGUGGACGUGGACGUGGACGUGGACGUGGACGUGGACGUGGACGUGGACGUGGUCGUGGACGUGGACGUGGACGUGGACGUGGACGUGGACGUGGACGUGGACGUGGACGUGGACGUGGACGUGGACGUGGACGUGGACGUGGUCGUGGACGUGGACGUGGACGUGGACAUGGUCGUGGACGUGGACCUGGACGUGGACGUGGACGUGGACGUGGACGUGGACGUGGACAUGGACGUGGACGUGGACGUGGACGUGGGUGUGGACGUGGACAUGGACAUGGACGUGGACGUGGACGUGGACGUGGGUGUGGACGUGGACAUGGACGUCGUGGACGUGGACGUGGAUGUGGACGUGGACGUGGACAUGGACGUGGACGUGGCCAUGGACGUGGACGUGGACGUGGACGUGGACGUGGACGUGGACAUGGACGUGGACGUGGACGUGGACGUGGACUUGGACGUGGACGUGGUCGUGGACGAGGACGUGGACGUGGACGUGGACGUGGACGUGGACGUGGACGUGGACAUGGACGUGGACGUGGACGUGGACGUGGAGGACACUUGGACGUGGACGUGGACGCGGACGUGGACGCGGACGUGGACGCGGACGUGGACGUGGACGCGGACGUGGACGUGGACGUGGACGUGGACGGUGGACGUGGACGUGGACGUGGACGUGGACGUGGACGUGGUCGUGGACGUGGACGUGGACCUGGUCGUGGACGUGGACGUGGACGUGGACCUGGACGUGGACGUGGACGUGGACGUGGACGUGGACCUGGUCGUGGACGUGGACGUGGUCGUGGCCGUGGACGUGGUCGUGGCCGUGGACGUGGUCGUGGACGUGGACGUGGACGUGGAUGUUGACGUGGACGUGGACGUGGACGUGGACGUGGACGUGGUCGUGGACGUGGACGUGGACGUGGACGUGGACGUGGACGAGGACGUGGACGUGGACGUGGACGUGGACGUGGACGUGGACGUGGACGUGGACAUGGACGUGGACGUGGACGUGGACGUGGAGGACGAUGUGGACGUGGACAAGGACGUGGACAUGGACGUGGACGUGGACGUGGACGUGGACGUGGACGUGGACGUGGACGUGGACCUGGUCGUGGACGUGGACGUGGACCUGGUCGUGGACGUGGACGUGGACGUGGACGUGGACGUGGACGUGGUCGUGGACGUGGACGUGGUCGUGGACGUUGACGUGGACGUGGACGUUGACGUGGACGUGGACGUGGACGUGGACGUGGUCAUGGACGUGGAGGACUUGGACGUGGACAUGGACGUGGACAUGGUCGUGGACGUGGACGUGGACGUGGUCGUGGUCGUGGACGUGGACGUAGACGUGGAUGUGGUCGUCCACGACGUGGACGUAGACGUGGACGUGGACGGAGACGUGGACGUGGUCGUCCACGACGUGGACGUAGACGUGGACGUGGACGUGGACGCGGACGUGGACGCGGACGUGGACGCGGACGUGGACGCGGACGUGGACGUGGACGUGGACGUGGACGUGGACGUGGACGUGGACGUGGACGUGGACGUGGACGUGGACGUGGACGUGGACCUGGUCGUGGACGUGGACGUGGACGUGGACCUGGACGUGGACGUGGACGUGGACGUGGACCUGGACGUGGACGUGGACGUGGACGUGGACGUGGACCUGGUCGUGGACGUGGACCUGGUCGUGGCCGUGGACGUGGUCGUGGCCGUGGACGUGGUCGUGGACGUGGACGUGGACGUGGAGGUGGACGUGGACGUGGACGUGGACGUGGACGACUUGGACGUGGACGUGGUCGUGGACGUGGACGACUUGGACGUGGACGUGGACGUGGACAUGGACGUGGACGUGGACGUGGACGUGGGUGUGGACGUGGACAUGGACGUGGACAUGGACGUCGUGGAUGUGGACGUGGACAUGGACGUCGUGGACGUGGCCAUGGACGUGGACGUGGACGUGGCCAUGGACGUGGACGUGGACGUGGACGUGGACGUGGUCGUGGACGAGGACGUGGACGUGGACGUGGACGAGGACGUGGACGUGGACGUGGACGUGGACGUGGACGUGGACGUGGAGGACGUAUGGACGACGUGGACAUGGACGUGGACGUGGACGUGGACGUGGACGUGGACAUACGUGGACGUGGACGUGAACAUGGACGUGGACGUGGACGUGGACGUGGACAUGGACGUGGACAUGGACGUGGACGUGGACAUGGACGUGGACAUGAACGUGGGCGUGGACGUGGACGUGGACAUGGACGUGGACGUGGACGUGGAUAUGGACAUGGACGUGGACAUGGACGUGGACGUGGACAUGGACGUGGACGUGGACGUGGACAUGGACGUGGACGUGGACGUGGACAUGGACGUGGACGUGGACGUGGAGGACUUGGACGUGGACAUGGACGUGGAUGUGGACGUGGACGUGGACGUGGACGUGGACGUGGACAUGGUCGUGGACGUGGACGUGGACGUGGACUUGGACGUGGACAUGGACGUGGACGUGGACGUGGACGUGGACGUGGAGGUUGUGGACAUGGACGUGGACGUGGACGUGGACGUGGACGUGGUCGUGGACGUGGUCGUGGACGUGGACGUGGACAUGGUCGUGGACGUGGACUUGGAUGUGGACGUGGACAUGGAUGUGGACGUGGACGUGGACGUGGCCAUGGACGUGGACGUGGACGUGGCCAUGGACGUGGACGUGGACGUGGCCAUGGACGUGGACGUGGACGUGGAUGUGGACGUGGAUGUGGUCGUGGACGUGGACGUGGACAUGGACGUGGACAUGGAUGUGGACGUGGACGUGGUCGUGGACGUGGACAUGGUCGUGGACGUGGACGUGGACGUGGUCGUGGACGUGGAUGUUGACGUGGACGUGGACGUGGACGUGGUCGUGGACGUGGAGGACUUGGACGUGGACAUGGACGUGGACGUGGACGUGGACGUGGUCGUGGACGUGGACGUGGACGUGGACGUGGACGUGGUCCUGGUCGUGGACGUGGUCGUAGACGUGGACGUGGUCGUCCACGACGUGGACUUGGACGUGGACGUGGACGUGGACGUGGUCGUGGACGUGGACGUGGACAUGGACGUGGUCGUGGUCGUGGACGUAGACGUGGUCGUGGACGUGGACGUGGACGUGGACGUGGAGGACGUGGACGUGGACGUGGAGGACGUGGACGUGGACGUGGACGUUGACGUGGACGUGGACGUGGACGUGGACGUUGACGUGGACGUGGACGUGGACGUGGACGUGGAGGACGUGGACGUGGACGUGGAGGACGUGGACGUGGACGUGGAGGACGUGGACGUGGUCGUGGACGUGGACGUUGACGUGGACGUGGACGUGGACGUGGUGGUGGACGUGGAGGACUUGGACGUGGACAUGGACGUGGACGUGGACAUGGACGUGGACAUGGACGUGGACGCGGACAUGGACGUGGACGCGGACAUGGACGUGGACGCGGACCUGGACGUGGACGGGGACAUGGACGUGGACGUGGACGCGGACGCGGACGCGGACGCGGACGUGGACGCGGACUUGGACGCGGACGUGGACGUGGACGUGGACGUGGACGUGGACGUGGACGUGGACGUGGACGUGGACGUGGACGUGGACGUGGACGUGGACGUGGACGUGGACUUGGACUUGGACGUGGACUUGGACUUGGACGUGGACGUGGAAGUGGACGUGGACGUGGACGUGGACGUGGACGUGGACGUGGUCGUGGACGUGGACGUGGACGUGGACGUGGACGUGGACGUGGACGUGGAGAACUUGGACGUGGACGUGGAGGAAUUGGACGUGGACGUGGGCGUGGACUUGGACGUGGGCGUGGGCGUGGACUUGGACGUGGACGUGGACGUGGAUGUGGACGUGGACAUGGACAUGGACGUGGACGUGGACGUGGACGUGGACGUGGACGUGGACGUGGACGUGGACGUGGACGUGGUCGUGGACGUGGACGUGGACGUGGACGUGGACGUGGACGUGGAGGUGGACGUGGAGGUGGACGUGGAGGACUUGGACGUGGACGUGGACGUGGACGUGGACGUGGACGUGGACGUGGACGUGGACUUGGACUUGGACUUGGACGUGGACUUGGACGUGGACGUGGACGUGGACGUGGACGUGGACGUGGACGUGGUCGUGGACGUGGACGUGGACGUGGACGUGGACGUGGACGUGGACGUGGACGUGGAGGACUUGGACGUGGACGUGGAGGACUUGGACGUGGACGUGGGCGUGGACUUGGACGUGGACGUGGGCGUGGACUUGGACGUGGACGUGGACAUGGACGUGGACGUGGACGUGGACGUGGACGUGGACGUGGACGUGGACGUGGACGUGGACGUGGUCGUGGACGUGGACGUGGACGUGGACGUGGACGUGGACGUGGAGGACUUGGACGUGGACGUGGACGUGGACGUGGACGUGGACGUGGACGUGGACCUGGACGUGGACGUGGACGUGGACGUGGAGGUGGACGUGGACUUGGACGUGGACGUGGACGUGGACUUGGUCGUGGACGUGGACGUGGACGUGGACGUGGACGUGGACUUGGACGUGGACGUGGACGUGGACGUGGACGUGGACGUGGACUUGGACGUGGACGUGGACGUGGACGUGGACGUGGACGUGGACGUGGACGUGGACGUGGACGUGGACGUGGACGUGGACGUGGACGUGGACGUGGACGUGGACGUGGACGGGACCUGGACGUGGACGUGGACGUGGACGUGGACGGGACAUGGACGUGGACGUGACGUGGACGUGGACGUGGACGUGGACAUGGACGUGGACGUGGACGUGGACGUGGACAUGGACGUGGACAUGGACGUGGACGUGGACGUGGACGUGGACGUGGACGUGGACGUGGACGUGUACGUGGACAUGGUCAUGGACGUGGACGUGGACGAGGACGUGGACGUAAACAUGGACGUGGACAUGGACGCGGACGUGGACGUGGUCGUGGACGUGGACGCGGUCGUGGACGUGGACGUGGACGUGGACGUGGACGUGGUCGUGGACGUGGAUGUUGACGUGGACGUGGACGUGGACGUGGUCGUGGACGUGGAGGACUUGGACGUGGACAUGGACGUGGACGUGGACGUGGACGUGGACGUGGUCGUGGACGUGGACGUGGACGUGGACGUGGACGUGGUCCUGGUCCUGGUCGUGGACGUGGUCGUAGACGUGGACGUGGUCGUCCACGACGUGGACUUGGACGUGGACGUGGACGUGGUGGUGGACAAGGAUGUGGACAUGGACGUGGUCGUGGUCGUGGACGUAGACGUGGUCGUGGACGUGGACGUGGACGUGGAGGACGUGGACGUGGACGUGGAGGACGUGGACAUGGACGUGGACGUGGACAUGGACGUGGACCUGGUCGUGGACGUGGACGUGGACGUGGACGUGGACGUGGACAUGGUCGUGGACGUGGACGUGGACGUGGACGUGGACAUGACGUGGACGUAG